Molecule: messenger RNA, 1204 nt
Organism: Apis dorsata (giant honeybee)
Lineage: Eukaryota; Metazoa; Arthropoda; Insecta; Hymenoptera; Apidae
Exons: 6
Coding region: 182-1144 (320 amino acids)
Source: RefSeq, a predicted model, not a curated record
UAUUAAAGUAAACAUUCAUGUUAUGAUAAAUAAAAAGACUUUUUCAUAAAUUGUCAGCAAAUUUUCUUUUGUAAAGUCAAUAAAUUUCAGAAACAAUCAUGUCAGAUUUCAGUGCAAGUUCGUGUUUUAAAGUAUUUUUAUCAUUGUUAACAAUUUAAUUUUUUAAAAUCUUAAAUAUACUAUGGAGCGCUAUAAAAUAAUACCGUUAAUUUUUAUUUUAUAUUAUAUUAUAUUAUUAUUUAUACGUGAUAUUUCUUGUGUUAAAUUUGAUGAAUUACAAUCACUUACUUCAAUAACAUUCAAUCAUCCUAAUACAUAUGAUGAUUACAAAGAUUACAAAAUAUAUUAUGAAAAGAAAUUAAAAGAAUCUAAUUUUAAUAGUAAUUCUAAAGAAUUGGUUAAACAUAUUCGAAAUGCACGUGGUAUAUCGGAAUCUAGUCGAUAUCUCAGACCUGAUGAUGCUCAUCAAGUUGCAAAUUAUUUUCUUACUGGAGGACCAUUAAAAGGUCAUUCACAUUUUGUGAGAGAAAGAAAUUGCAAUUCAGAGAGUGAAAAAAAUAAAGAUGAAAUAAGUAAUUCAACUAAUAAGUCUAACAUAGAUUCAUCUGUGAAUGAACAAAAUUUAAAUAUAACUUCAUCUGAUUCUAUUGUUGGAGCACCACAUCUACCGACAUUACAUUCUCAUAAUUUACAUUCUCUUUUACAUCCAACUUUAAAUACAUUAAGUAGAGUACCACAAUUACUAUUAGGGAAUAAUUUAUUACAUUCUGUGUUACAUCCUAAUUUACAUCCUCAUAUUAAUGCAUUACAUGAAAUUCCUAGCAGUUUGAUGAAAUCAGCUACUUUACCAUUAAAUGACUUAAUACAUGCUAGAUCAGAACUGCGUAAUAUAUUACAUCCAGAUGGACCACUUCUUGGAAAUAUCAAUAAAGCAUUAGAAGGACAUACUAAAAAAAGAAAAAAUCUCAAGAAUACUUUGAUCCAUCCAUUUGGACAAUAUACUAUUGUGGGAUUAGCUCCUAAAAAUUUCCACAAUAAUAUUCCAUUAUCAAAAAUGAUUGAACCUCAUCUUUCAGCACCCCAUCCUCAUCCUAACGGUUAUAUUGUGAAAUAUAUAGCUCACAAUAAACAAUCAAAAUUAUAAUAACCUUUCAAUAUUAAAGAAAAUAGAAAAAAAUAUGAAUUAAUAGCACUAUCAAAAUUG